AUGAAUGGAAAAGCUGAUCCAUAUAUAGUUCUUCAAUUAGGUUCAAAAAGAUUAAGCGAUAAGGAUAAUUACAUAUCAAAACAAUUGAAUCCAGUAUUUGGAAACAACUUUCCUCAAGACUCCAUGUUGACGGUUCAGAUCUUAGACUGGGAUUUGGUGGGAUCGGAUGAAAUGAUUGGAGAAACAAGAAUUGAUCUAGAAAUAGAUUUUACAGUAGACAUCAUGCUACUUGCGGAAUAUUUGGCAUUGGCAGUUCUUCACAGAUGGCAAGAAUUUCCUAGAAUAGGUUGUCAGAUGGUUCCAGAACAUAUAGAAACCAGAGCUUUGUACAAUCCAGACAAACCUGGUAUAGAACAAGGCAAGAAAAUGUGGGUUGAAAUGUUUCCAAUGGAUAUGCCCUUGCCAGCCUCUGUGGAUAUUUCACCUAGAAAACCUCGUUCGUUUGAACUUCGAGUCAUCAUAUGGAAUACUGAUGAUGUUGUUUUAGAAGAUGAUGCUUUCUUUACUGGAGAAAAAAUGUCAGAUAUAUAUGUUAAAGGGUGGCUUAAAGGACCAGAAGAUUGCCAAUGUACAGAUAUUCACUAUCGUUCUUUAACUGGUGAAGGCAACUUCAACUGGAUUAUUUAUCCAUUCGAUUAUCUUGUUGCUGAAGAGCGAAUUGUAAUAACUCGGAAAGAAUCUGUGUUUUCAUGGAGACGAAACAGAAGGGCUAUAACAUUAGAUUUGAAUAGAUUUCCUCCUCGUGGGGCCAAAUCAUCAAAAUUAUGCAGUUUAGACAUGUUGGACAAUGGAGAUAAUUCUGUACCUUUAGUAAAUAUUUUUAAACAAAGACGAAUCAAGGUUGGUGGCCCUUCUAUGUUAAAAAGGAGAACGAGCAAAUGGAAUUGA
Messenger RNA from Ctenocephalides felis (cat flea), 888 nucleotides. RefSeq names its product otoferlin-like. The record is from RefSeq and is a predicted model, not a curated record. NCBI's taxonomy places the organism in Eukaryota, Metazoa, Arthropoda, Insecta, Siphonaptera, Pulicidae. Gene Ontology annotation, biological process: plasma membrane organization.